GGGCUCAUGAACGCGCAUUUGACACCAAAUCCUCUAGAUUACUGGACCCCGUGCCUCGCCAAGGGAAAGAAGAUUGUCUUACCAUACCAACGGUGUUUUUAUUCGCUAUAUAUACAUUCAAGUGACAUUGGGGGAUCGAAUAUAACAUUUCAUGGAAUAGAAUUCUUUGGGUCGUUUCUGUAUCUUCUCUGUCUCUGCUCUUUGGUUGAGGAAAGAGCCCUGCCGCUUGCGUUGUCAGGCCAGUGUUGGUUGUUCUGAGGAAAAACAGUAGCUUCCCGUGCUUACUUUGCACUGUGAAAGUCUAUUCUUUGGACGGAAAUACAAUGCCAGGAGACAUCAAAGUGAAUAUUGUUGGUGUAAGAAUCAACAAUAGGCCAUGAUGUCGGUGGAACUUCAUUUUGUUAUGGGAUAACAGGGAUAUCGUUGCCAUAAUAACGGGUUGAUCAUCAAUAAUUUCAGUUGAACAGUAUUUGAAAUAAUUCUGAAUUGUUAUAAUACUGUAACAUAUUGAAUAUGCCACCUCAGAGUCUGCUUGACUCACAAGAACACCAAGGGACCUAAGUAAACACAACAGUUCAAGUCCUAUGCGGUAGAACGCACUGAUGAUCUUCGUGUUGCUGGAUAUUCAUUCCUUUGUCAACUGUCUAUCUGAAGAAGGCAGGCGUGAAAAUGGCAUCCUUUUUCAAUUUCCGUAAAAUCUUUAAAUUGGGUGCUGAGAAGAAGAAGAAACAGUAUGAGCAUGUCCACAGAGACGAGAACCCAGAGGAGAUAUGGGAGAUCAUUGGAGAACUGGGGGAUGGAGCCUUUGGGAAAGUCUAUAAGGCCCAGAACAAGCAAACAGGCAUUCUGGCUGCAGCUAAAGUGAUCGACACCAAGACGGAGGAGGAGCUGGAGGACUACAUGGUAGAGAUCGAUAUCCUGGCCUCCUGCGACCAUCACAACAUAGUGAAGCUGCUGGACGCCUUCUACUACGACGGCAAGCUAUGGAUCCUGAUAGAGUUCUGUGCGGGUGGAGCGGUGGAUGCCGUCAUGCUGGAGCUAGAGAGGCCCCUGACGGAGCCCCAGAUCCGGGUGGUGUGUAAGCAGACCCUCCAGGCCCUCCUCUACCUCCACGACAACAAGGUGAUCCAUAGAGAUCUGAAGGCUGGGAACAUCCUGCUAUCCCUGAACGGAGACGUCAAACUGGCUGACUUUGGUGUGUCGGCCAAAAAUACCAAAACACUACAGAGGAGAGACUCUUUCAUCGGGACGCCAUACUGGAUGGCCCCGGAGGUGGUGAUGUGUGAGACGUUUAAGGACCGUCCGUACGACUACAAGGCUGACAUCUGGUCCCUGGGGGUGACUCUGAUCGAGAUGGCCCAGAUUGAGCCUCCCAACCACGAGAUGAACCCAAUGAGAGUCCUGCUGAAAAUAGCCAAGGCCGAUCCGCCUACCCUGAUGCAGCCGUCGCGCUGGUCUCCCGAGUUCAGUGAUUUCCUAAGAAAGUGUCUCGAUAAGAAUGUGGACAACAGAUGGAAUGUGGCACAACUUCUACAGCAUCCAUUUUUGAGUACUGUGACAGACAGCAGACCGUUGAGGGAGCUGAUCGCUGAAGCAAAGGCUGAGGUUUACGAGGAGAUUGAGGAUCACAAGGAGGAAGAGGAGGAGGAGGAUGGCGAGACACAACGGGGUCACAAACGUGCGCCGUCCGAUGCCAGUGUUGCCAGCACGGAGGAUGAGAAACUCCCUCAGUCUCCCUCAGCCUCCAUCCUGGAGUCUUUACCGGAGAAGGUUGAACCGGUUAUCCCAACACCACAGAUUGUUGAAAAGGUCCCUGAACCAAGCGUCGCCAAGCCAGAGGAGAACCUGGUUGUGGACACGGGCUCCGUCGAGGAGUCUGCUGUCCCUGCAGAAGUGGAGAAAAUGGAUGAGACCCUUGGUGUUCCAAUGAAUGCAGAGGCAACAGAAGCCAGUGAGAAACCAGUAGAGGUGACGGAAGAGGAGGAGAAGGUUCCAGAAAUAACAGAAGUUUCCCCAACAGAAGCCAGUGAGAAACCAGUAGAGGUGACGGAGGAGAAGGUUCCAGAAAUAACAGAGGUUUCCCCAACAGAACCCAGUGAGAUAGCUUCUUCAGACCCAGCUGAGAAACCAGCAGAGCCCCAACCAGAAGGAACCGUUUCCAAUGCUGAAGUCACCAUAGGGGACAAGGAGAUGGAGCAACUGGCCAUAUCCAAUCAAGAUGAAAAGGAAGUGGACACAGCUGAGGUCCAGACGAACGAGAUCACUGCAGAAGGGUCAGAGGCCAAGGAAGAGCCAACAGAAGGCAAGAUGGAAGUUGAGGAAGAACCAGCCAACGAGGAUCCUAGCAGGGAAGCAAAGGUUACCGUGACAACCCCAGAGGAGACUAAGGUGGACGACAAACUCACACCUGCAUCUUCAGCGGUCUGGAAAAAGGAGGAAGGAGAGAAAGAGAGAGUGGAGUAUAAGCCAACUGCGGAGACAGGGACUCCAGUGAAGUCUAAGGAUGAGAAGGAGAGGGAUUCGGACUCUGGGAGUAGUUCUGCUGCAGAUAACGGCAGCAUAGACAUGAACCUGUCCAUCUCCAGCUUCCUGACCAAAACCAAGGAGCCAGGACCCCCCUCCAUACAGGACACCAAGCGCCAGAAGAAGACACUGAAGAAGACCCGUAGGUUCGUGGUGGAUGGAGUCGAGGUUAGCGUGACGACGUCGAAGAUCAUCACCGACAAUGACACCAAGAACGAGGAGAUGAGGUUCCUCAGGCGUCAGGAGCUGAGGGAGCUGCGUCUCCUGCAGAAAGAGGAACAGAGGGCCCAGCAGCAGCUCAGCAAUAAACUGCAGCAGCAGAAAGAGCAGAUCUGCCGCCGUUUCGAACAGGAGACGACCAGUAAGAAGCGCCACUACGACCAGGAAGUGGAGAACCUGGAGAGACAGCAGAAGCAGACCAUCGAGAGGCUGGAGCAGGAGCACACCAACCGGCUGAGGGACGAGGCCAAGCGCAUCAAGGCCGAGCAGGACAAGGAGCUGUCCAAGUUCCAGAACAUGCUCAAGAACCGCAAGAAAGAGUUCAAACAGGAAAUGCGACUCACGCCCCGGCACAGGAGAAACGCUGUGGUGAAACGGGGGAAAAAGGACAUAAUCACAACUCCACGUGAAGAGGGAGUGGCCCAGGGUAUGAUUCUAUCUUUUCAGUUGUCCUCCUGCACUCUCUUCAACGCCCCCAUGCAGGAUGAGCAGGAGUUCCUGCAGAAACAGCAGCAGGAGCUGGACUGUGCCCUGAAGAAGAUCAUCCAGCAACACAAACACGAGCUGGCCACCAUCGAGAGAGACUGUCUCAACCACAAACAACAGCUCCUCAGAGCACGGGAAGCAGCAAUGUGGGAGCUGGAAGAGCGUCACCUACAGGAGAAACACCAGUUGUUUAAACAACAGCUGAAAGACCAGUACUUCAUGCAGAGACACCAGCUGCUCAAGAGACACGAGAAGGAGAUGGAGCAGAUGCAGCGCUACAACCAGCGUCUGAUUGAGGAGAUGAAGAACAGGCAGACACAGGAGAGGGCCCGCUUACCCAAGAUCCAGCGCAGCGAGGCCAAGACACGCAUGGCCAUGUUCAAGAAGAGCCUCCGAAUCACUGGAGGCCCCAUCACACCCGAGCAGGAGAGGGAGAAGGUCAAACAGUUUGCAGCCCAGGAGGAGAAGAGGCAGAAGAAUGAGAGGCUCCACCAGCAUCAGAAACAUGAGAACCAGAUGAGAGACCUGCAACUGCAGUGUGACGCCAACAUCCGGGAGCUGCAGCAGUUACAGAACGAGAAGUGCCACAUCCUGAUAGAGCACGAGACCCAGAAACUGAAGGAGCUGGAUGAGGAGCACAGCCAGGAGCUGAAGGAGUGGAGGGAGAAACUACGACCCAGGAAGAAGGCUCUGGAGGAAGAGUUUGCCAGGAAGCUUCAGGAGCAGGAGAUCUUCUUUAAGAUGAGUGGAGAGUCAGAGUGCCUUAACCCCUCAGCCCAGAGCCGCAUCUCCAAGUUCUACCCCAUCCCCAGUGUCCACUCCACUGGCUUCUAGGGGUUAACCCAUUCAUGGCACUCCGGAUGGACAUGAACAUAUAUCCACACCCACAUAUUGAAGGCAUACACAAUGAAUAGAUACACACACACAUACAAAUAGACUGGCGCGCGCACACACACACACACACACACACACACCCACACACAGACUAAUAAGACUGAGCCUCUGCUGCCUUGCCCCGUCUCCACUGAUGACAAUCAGGGGGACGAAGGGGCGAUAUCUCAGAGGGGUGUGUUUGUACCCCUCUAUCGGCUUCUGAACGAGGAUGGGACAGUAGCCCUCAAGCUACAGACGGUGUUAAUCAUGAAGACCCUUUUAAUGGUGAUCUGUUAUACAUAAUUUACCCCUUUUUCAUUGUAUAGGGCAGGGUCGUGUUCAGUCGGGCACACCGUAGCAAGAGUUUGAAUUUGUGUUCUUAUUGUAGAAGUAGUACCUCCCCGUUUCACUCCAUUUCAAAUAAUUUUCCACUGACUGAACAAAACCCAGUUUUAUUUCUUAUAGCUUCCUCUUUUGAAAUAAGUUAUGAAGGAGAUUCUUGACAUUAUGCAUUUUCAAAUUUGAUACUUUGGCACUGUGUUUCUCAAAUCUUAGCCUCCCAAGUCACUAAAGUGUCUCAAGGCAGAUUCUAUUUUUUUUUAUUGCUGAUUCCUUUUCAUUUGUGAACUUUUUUUUUUCUUCCUUGAAGAAUCUAGUGCCUGUAUACUUUUAUUUCAAUGGACUGGCUUUUCAAAUGUAAGCUUCCUCUGGGGAAAAAAAAAAAAACUAUUGCUGCUCGAUUUUUAUCCCAUUAGUUAUUUGCACUAAAUCAGGGCUGCCCAACCCUCUUCCUGAUUCAGCUUGUUAGGGUCUUGUUGAGCAGCUAAUUAGUAGAAUCAGGUGUGUUAAAUUAGGGUUGGACUGAAAACCCACAGGACGGUAGAUCUCCAGGAAGAGGGUUGGACAGACCUGCACUAAAUAAAAAGGAUGAAGAAACAUUUUGUACCAGAAGUCUAAUAUAAUGAACUUAUAUAUUCAAUAUCUUUGGUGAUGUUUGAGAGAGCUAAUGAUCUGAUAAGAAUGUACUUUUGGUAAAGGAUGAAAAGCACAUUUUUUUAUAAUGAAUCUUGACAAAGGCAUGAUAUAUUUUAUAUGCAAUCACACAUAUCUUGACAAGAUAUUGAAUUUAGUUUCCAAUUGACUAGGGAGUGACUGCCUGAAGUUGUGCAUGAAUUUCAAUGCAAGUUGGACUUCUUAUGUUAUAAUUAUGGUAUCAAAUGCUAUUUUUUGGAGCUUAUUAACAACAGUUUGGGAUUUAUAUUUUUCUGUCGGAAAUGGUUCCUUUCUUCUAGCCUGGAAUCCAAACUGAAUCACUACUUUCACUGUUGUUUUACUUGAACAUUUGUGAAACGCUUGAGAUUCCCAGGCUAGUAUCUUUCUUCAGGUUUCAUGAGCAUGCCUUUCAUCUUCAGCACAACUCUUGAGAUUUGUUUCUCUCUUUUUGUAAUUUGGCGUAGUCGGCGAGUGGCCAUUUUGUUUUAGCAUACCAAGGAGGGGCUAUUAAAAUGGGGUUUGUUUAUAUAUCCAGACAGAGACACGGUUUUCACUGUGGUUGCUCAAAUGGCGGCGUUAUAUAAUUCGAUAGAAAUCUGUGAGGACCUAUAGUCUGUUUUGUUAGAAUUUCAUGCAAAUGUUUGGUAUGUCUGUGUAUUGUUUAUGAAAUUGCCUCCCAUUACCAUAUUCUGUUGGACCUGCAUGGCUUUUGGGUUUGUUUUGUAAGGAAACUAUGAUACUGUUUUAUUAUCAUUCAUACUAGCUAAUAGCCUUAAUGUUUUCAACAAAAUGUAUGAAGAUACGGUAUUCAUGUUGUGGCCCUCUGUGUAGUUAUUUUAAUCAGACUUAGUUCAAGUAGCGCCCCAAGUGAUCUUUAUAUUCGUAUAGCCUACUGUAUCAUAGUCAAAUGUUUUGUCCGUUACUUAUUUAAUCUAAGGAUAAUGAAUAUGACGUUAUCAUGAGUUGAACAGUUUUGAUAACAUUUUCCGAACUAUAGUUUUAGCUUAUUUUAUGAUAGAUUUGCAUGAUCUUCUCUAAAGUGGUGGUAGCCUAUAACCUUCAAUACAGUUGAAAAUAAUUUGUUAAGGAACUGUUGGACCUGACUGGUUUAGGCCAUCAUGGCUUCUGAUUGGUCCAUGUGUUAUCUCACCCUUUUUUGAUUGGCUGCAGGAACAACAAUCAGUCGAUGCCAUUUUAUAAUUGGUCUGUAAUAGUGGCAAACAACAACAAAACAUCAUACACAAUGAAGGAGUGCUGUGCACCUUACACAAAAUGAAGAUACUCUGCCAGUAGUUAUUUAUGUGGAAAUGUAUCUUUACGCUACAGUAUUGUAGUUUCCUCAAUUGUCAAAUAGUUAAAUUCUAAUCUGAAAUUUAAACUGAAUUGAAAAUAUAAUUAAAUACCAAUCAUGUCAAUAUGUGUUGUUAUUAGUGUCAUGAUUUCCUUCUGAUUUUCAAAUUGUAUCAUGAUUGAUUUCAGAAUGUUGUUUGAAAUUGAACUACCAUUAAAAAAAAUGUACUU
Molecule: messenger RNA, 6615 nt
Organism: Oncorhynchus mykiss (rainbow trout)
Lineage: Eukaryota; Metazoa; Chordata; Actinopteri; Salmoniformes; Salmonidae
Product: STE20-like serine/threonine-protein kinase
Biological process (GO): protein phosphorylation
Molecular function (GO): protein binding; ATP binding; protein serine/threonine kinase activity
Source: RefSeq, a predicted model, not a curated record